Molecule: messenger RNA, 3282 nt
Organism: Caenorhabditis auriculariae
Lineage: Eukaryota; Metazoa; Nematoda; Chromadorea; Rhabditida; Rhabditidae
Source: the annotation of a GenBank genome assembly
AUGAAACUCCAGAUGUCGAGCUUUUCGUUUGGGUGUUUCCCCGCUACGACCGAGCUUUCUUUCAAGGUAAAUUCCCAACUUUUUUUUCUUUUUUUGAUGAUAAUUAUUUUUUCAAUUUUCAGCCGGAUACUGCAAUUGUUAACGUCAUCGCGGCUCCUGGGGCCGAGUUGAUUGUGAACCAAUUGGACUGCAAGAACUGCAGCGCUUCGCUCACCUGUGCUUUCGGAGAAAAUCAUGCGAUCAAGGUGAUUUUGUAAUAGGCAUAAUUGAGAAAUAAUUAUUGAGCUUCAGGCCUUGUUUAACACCACUGGAGAUAGCGCUUACCGUGUCAUCAGCAAGAAUGGUUCUGAACUGGCUCACGGGUAAACUUUAUACGAUUUCAUCGAAAUUUGACCUAAUGGUUCAGAAAACGGAAUGAAAACAUAUAAAAUGGAAUAAUUGGUUGUAAAAUAGAAUAUUUUCAGGACCGCUUCCCUCUCUCACAUGGGCACUUACGAAAUCAGCCAGACUGGGCUGAAGGUCCUUGAGAACGGCGAUUACACUCGCUACUUCUGUAAGUUCGCCAGGGAAUAGGAGAAACAUGAUACUAUCAGAAAGCUUCGAGAAGCGCCGCUAAAAACUGUAUUCAUUUUAAAAACGACUUUAUUGGUCAUUCCAAAUGCGACCAACGGAGAAGCAAAUAAAAUUGUUUCAGCGUAUCCUUUGGUCAUCCUGUUCUUCCUGGCUUUCUUCUACCCUUACCUUCGCCAACGCAUCGGCCUUGCUGCUCGCCGCUAUUUGUAAUUUUUAUCAUUGAUCUCAAGAUGCGCUUUUAAAAUUAACACACUAUGACAAGAAAAUUGUUUGAAAACUUGUAGGGCCCGCCGGGACGAGAACUACUCCAGAAUAGAAGAUUCCGAGAUCAUCUACAAUGAGGAAUUCCCCAACCACAUGCAGAACAAGACCUACGUCCUCGUUCACGUCUUGCGCGGGUAAUAAUUUCCAGAAUAGUUCGAUCACUUUCCCAUCAAAUCUUUGCGAAAAUCAGAGCGGUUGGAUUGAAAUAUCAUUUUUUCAGAGUCGCUCUCCUGCUGAUGAUGUUCGUGAACGCUGGGGGCGCUGGAAUGGGCAUUUUCCAGCACUCGAUUUGGGACGGUCUGACGGUCGCCGAUUGGGUCUUCCCAUUGUUAGUGUAGAUUAUUUAUUCUCAGAUGCAUCCGCAAAAAAAAAAAUAAAAAUAUUAAAACUUACGUAUCUUCACUCACGUUGCAGUAAAUCUAUGAACUCGACGUUUUUCACCUCAUGAUUCCCUUUUUUUCAAAAACUUACUCUAAGAAUUAAACUUCAAGGCUGAAACUGAAACCAGGCGAUAAAAAAAAACUUCUUGUUUUCAGCUUCCUGUUCCUCUUCGGAGCCUCCAUGUCCAUCUCCUGGAACGUCAUUUACGGAAGGUUUCUCAGUUGGGAUUUUAGGUAAAUCAAGUAUUAUUACUCUCAAUGAAAGACUUCGAAAUUACAGACCGCAUGCCAGACACGUGUUCCGAAUGACCGAGCUGUUCUUCAUCGGAUUCCUGAUCGUCAAUACUACCGACGAACCAAAGUAAUUCGAAAUUCUCUCAUGGAAAGACUUAUUCAUACCAAUUUCAGCAACUGGGGGAACGUCCGCAUUUUCGGAGUCCUUCAGCGUUUCGCUCUGUGCGGAUUGAUCGUCCACUUUGCUCAUGUUGCUCUGUAUCGCUCUUCAUACGAAGGACACAAGGGAAAUACGGAGGUAUGCUCGCUUUUCCUCCAUUCGGAAUGGCGAAGCGUCGCGGUUGCGCAGCGUUUCACCGCUGAAAAAACAAAACAUCCUAUUUGUAGCGGGCUAUUAAUCGCUGUGUAAUAUGCUAUCCUACAGUCAGAAGGACUUUUUGGGAUGACUUGUUUUGUGUCCCGGAUAGCAACCUCGUACCGAACGAUGUACCGUGAUAAAAUAUUUUUAUUUUAUCUAUUUUCCCUGUUUCAGGAGAACGCAAACAAGAACUGGGUUCGAUUGAUCCAAUUCCGUAUGGUGGCCUUUUUCCUGGUGUUGGGCAUCAUUGCUACGGUACUCCAGAAAACUCUCACGGUGCCUGGUUGUCCAAUGUUUGCCAAUCUGCAUAAGUCAUUAUUUAUUCAUUGAAUAUUCAAGGGGUUACAUGGGACCCGGAGGACUCAUUGAACAAGGAGAAUUCUUCAAUUGUACUGGCGGAAUCACGAGCUUCAUCGACAGCUUCGUUCUCGGACAGAACCACAUGUACAGCAACCCGACAUGCAAGGUCUCAAAAGGAGAAAAAAAACAGGGAUGUCAAAGGGGAAUUGAAAGAGAUGGGCAUUAUACAGGAACCAUAACUCUUGAUAAGGUUUGCAAAUCCAAGAAAGGGCGCUAGAGGAGCCUCUAUAGGGUUUUGCAGAACCCAUCUUAGAAAAAUUUCACAGAAAGACUGAGAAUUUUUCAAAAAAGGCAUCAUUUACUCGACGCUUAGAAGUUUCUUUUAUUAUUUUUUUUGCAGACCCUCUAUCAAUGCCCCGGUUCUUUCGACCCCGAAGGACUCUUCACCACGUUGCUCGCCGCUUACAAUGUCUUCAUGGGCUAUCAGGUUACCAUCCAAAAAAAAUAUUUCUCAUCAAAAAAGCAUUCAGGCCGCUAUCUUCCUCAUGUUUUCCUCGAACAGCAUGGAAUUCCUGCAGUCUUCCUCCUUAUUCACCAUUUCGAACGCGGUUCUUGGAAUCGUUCUCCACUUCACCAUCCUUCCCGCCAACAAGAACCUCUGGUUAGUACAGAAAACGCUUGAAAAGUUUUUGGCCUUGGACUUUCAAUCUUUUUCCAGAAAGCUAUGACUAUUUUUCAGGACUCUCUCCUUUGCUCUCUUGACGACUGGAAUCUCGAUGGGCGUCUUCAGUACCAUUUCUUACGUGAUCUACAAUCACCCACAGCAGGAGUACAGAUACUACCCGAAGAGCUUGCACUACAUGGGUACGCUCAAACUAUUAAAAAUGAUUAUUUUUGGAGUAAUUUGGGAAAAAGGAUAAAAACUAAUGAACUAUGAAUAUUUCUCCAAAUUUCCUAAUUUCAGGGCUCUACUCCCUGGAGAUCUACGUCUUCUCGACGUUCUUGGAAGGCCGCGUCCCGGUCGUCGUCAGCUACCUCAAGCCGUACUUCAUCCAGCAAGCCCUCAGCUCCAUUCUCCUUUGCUUGUUCUUCAUGUUCUACGCCUUCUACCGUCACUACAGAGCCGCUCUUUUCAUUGUCCCCCGCCGCGGUGAAUACACCCGUGAUUGGUAA